UUCCCUCGAAUACAUCUGCUGUGUUACUUUCUUCCUCUUAAUCGCUCCCACUAGCUCGUCAACACAAAGGCUUGCUUUCAUGGGAAUCUUCUCACUAGUGACAGGGUUACCAGGGCCAAGCGGCUUCGGAUCGUCUUCCACAGCAGAGCAGGUGACCGAAGGCGUCGACGCAUCCAACCUCACCGUCAUCAUCACCGGCGGUGCAAGCGGCAUCGGCGCAGAGACCGCAAGAGUCUUCGCACUUCGCGGUGCCCAUGUCAUCAUUGCAGCCAGGAACAUGGAGGCUGCCACUGAUGCGAAGCAGCUUAUCCUAAAGACCACUCCAUCUGCCAGGGUGGAUCUCUUAGAGCUCGAUCUCAGCUCACUGAAGUCUGUGCGUGCCUUCUCGGACAAGUUCCUCUCCAUGGAUCUUCCCCUCAACAUCUUAAUAAACAACGCCGGCGUCAUGUUCUGCCCUCACCAGCUCUCUGAGGAUGGAACAGAGAUGCAGUUCGCUACAAAUCACAUAGGUCACUUUCAGCUGACGAAUCUUCUUCUUGAGAAGAUGAAAAGCACUGCGAGGAAGACAGGAAUCGAAGGUCGCAUUGUGAACUUGUCGUCUGUGGCUCACAUAUACACCUAUGAAGAUGGAAUUCGAUUUAGUGAACUCAAUGAAAAAUAUGGGUACUCCAGCAAGAAGGCAUAUGGGCAAUCUAAGCUGGCCAACAUAUUACACGCGAAUGAGCUCUCCAGGCGUCUACAGGAAGAGGGAGCAAAUGUUACAGUCAACUCUGUUCAUCCAGGACUCAUCAUGACGAACCUGAUGAGGCACACCUUGUUCCUGAUGAGGAUGCUAAAGAUGGUCUCAUACAUACUGUGGAAGAACGUGCCGCAGGGAGCAGCUACGACUUGCUACGUUGCGCUACAUCCGAGCGUGAAGGGCGCGUCGGGGAAGUACUUCGUCGACUGCAACGAGGCGAAGCCGAGCUCGUUGGCCGGAGACGAAACCCUUGCGAGGAGGCUGUGGGACUUCAGCGAGAAGCUGGUUAAUGCCAAAAGUUGUGACCGUCGGUGAUGAGAGAUGCAAACAGAGUUUGCUGUCUUCCAACUAUUUCAUGGGACUAUAAAUGAUGAGAACGAGAUUUAAUC
Messenger RNA from Musa acuminata subsp. malaccensis (wild Malaysian banana), 1128 nucleotides. Its product is annotated as short-chain dehydrogenase TIC 32 B, chloroplastic. Lineage: Eukaryota; Viridiplantae; Streptophyta; Magnoliopsida; Zingiberales; Musaceae. The record is from RefSeq and is a predicted model, not a curated record.